Molecule: messenger RNA, 2168 nt
Organism: Bursaphelenchus xylophilus (pine wood nematode)
Lineage: Eukaryota; Metazoa; Nematoda; Chromadorea; Rhabditida; Aphelenchoididae
Source: the annotation of a GenBank genome assembly
AUGGGAAACAAACCGAGUCUUCAGGAGCAAUGUCAGCAAAAGGUAAGAGCAGGUUGUCUGUGCGUGCUGGAAGAGGCGAAGAGAUCUUGUUUGACUACUUAUUAGUCUGUCGGGAAAAUAAUGAGAGCAAUGUCGCUGCGUCAAUCGUGUUGUAAUGGUGGAAAGCAACUUAUAAUUUUGCCACGACACUGUUCAUUCCCUCGGCGGCGACGCAAGCUUCAAACGCGACAGAUUAAAAUUAAAAAAGUUUAUUUUUUCCAAAUUUCGGAUGUUCUUAUUUUUACUCCCGCUUUGGUGAUAUUUUAUACGAAAAAAUAUUUCUUCGUAUAAAAUGUCACCUCAAUGAAAAAUGAAAAAAGAAUAUUCAAAAUAACAAAAAUUAGUCUAAAUGUGUAGCAAGAUUAUUUUUGCACAUUUUUUGGCUUUGGUGACAUUUUAUACGAAAAAUUAUUUCUUCGUAUAAAGUGUCACCUCAAUGAAAAAUGAAAGAAGAGUAUUCAAAAUAACAAAAAUUAGUCUGAAAUGUGAUGUAAAAUUAUUUUGGGCUUUAUUUUGGCUUGGGUGACAUUUUAUACGAAAGAAUAUUUCUUCGUAUAAAAUGCCACCUCAAUGAAACGUGAAAGAAUAGUAUUUAUAAAAACAAAAAUUAGUCUGAAAUGUGUAGCAAGAUUAUUUUUGCGCAUUAUUUUGGCUUUGGUGACAUUUUAUACGAAAAAAUAUUUCUUCGUAUAAAAUGUCACCUCAAAGAAAAAUGAUAGAGGAAUAUUCAAAAUAACAAAAAUUAGUCUGAAAUGUGUAGCAAGAUUAUUUUUGCACAUUAUUUUGGCUUUGGUGACACUUUAUACGAAAAAUUAUUUCUUCGUAUAAAGUGUCUCCUCAAUGAAAAAAGCAAGCAGAAUAUUUGAAAUAGCGAAAAUUAGUCUGAAAUGUGUAGCAAGAUUAGUUUUCGCAUUAUUUCUUCAUUGGUGAUAUUUUAUACGAAAAAAUAUUUCUUCGUAUAAAAUGUCACCUCAAUGAAAAACGAGACUUCUAGAUCACGCUUUGCAGGGACAAACGAGUGCGACAUUUUCUUGCGAAUUUUGUCAUGAAAAGUUUCAAGCCAAACUUAGGCUUGAAACUUUUCACUUGAGAUAGACACCCUAGCGAUGUUUUGUUUUUGUGUUCCUUAUCGAUUUUCAAGAGAAUCACAAUGAUUUUUACAUUAUCAAAAAGAUCGAGGCUAUGAUUCAAACAGAAAAAAUAAAGUUGUAAAAUCAUGAAAAAUGCUUAUCUCAUUUGACUAACAAAGCAAAAGACUUCAUAGCGCUUUAUAAACCAGCUUUACUUUCAAUGUUUUGUCACAAAAUUAGUUUCUAUUGCUUUUAAUAGCCGCUAUAUUCAUCUACAACCAAAAAAAAAAGUUUCCCCCAAUGGUCGCCUUCUCUUUGCAGCAACUCAAACUCCACAAUGAGUACCGAAAAAAGCACGGAGUGGACCCGCUCAAGUUGUCCAAGGACCUGUGCAAAGACGCUCAACUUUUCGCCGAAAAGCUCGCUUCCGAAGGGAUUCUGAGGCAUGAUCCGACCUGUAAAUUGGGCGAAAAUGUCUUCUUCAGCAGCAGCAGUCCCGAUGGUGCGACCGAGACUUGGUACAAGGAGAGCAAUGUCAUCAAAAGUUAUGGGGAAAUCGAGGAUAUUUGCGAUCAAAUCUCGCAUUUUUCACAGGUGAGGAAAGGUUUUUUGGGAUUUUUUGGAGUAAGGAGAUGAUUUUUUAGCAAUUUUUUUGACACCAAAAUAUGAAAAAUAUGAUUUUUUUUUUUAAUUUUUUUAUUUUUUGUUAUUUUUUUAUUAAAAAAAUUUUAGCGUAAAAAAAUCUCGUUUAAGAAAAUAAAAAAAAAUUAAAAAAAAAUAUGAAAAAUAUGAAUUUUUUUUUAUUUUUUUAUUUUUUUUAUUUUUUUUUAUUUUUUUUUUAUUUUUUAAUUAAAAAAAUUUAGCGUAAAAAAAUCUCGUUAAAAAAAAAUAAAAAAAUUUUUUUUAAUUAUUUUUUUUCAGAUAGUUUGGAAAGAAUGCCAUGCAAUGGGGAUUGGAGUCGCCAAAGGAAGCAACGGAUAUUACGUGGUUUGUCGCUACAUGCCCAAUGGAAAUCGGAUCGGUCACUACAAAGAGAACGUUUUCGAACCGAAAAACUGA